GGGCCGUUAAUACAGGCCUACACUAGACCACGCCUUUUAGCUACUUUUCUCCUUCAAUACGCGCGAUCUCCUUCUACGAGCUUAAAACCGAGAAUUGGGACGUUACUGCGCCGUCAAUUCACAGAAAGACAAGCGUGUCGAAGUGAGGAGGAGGCAGAGGAUGGGAAGAGGCGCGCAUGGAGGAGGAAGGGCGGCGGUGCCGGGGUGGCUGGGGAGGCUGGUGGAGGAGAGCUUCUUCGUCGGGUGCGGGGCCCACGAGAGCCGCAAGAAGAACGAGAAGAACAUCUUCUGCCUCGAUUGCUGCUCCAGCAUCUGCCCCCACUGCGCCCCUGCGCACUCCAGCCACCCUCUUCUCCAGGUGAGACGGUAUGUGUACAACGAUGUGGUUCGAUUGGAUGAUCUCGAGAAGCUUAUAGACUGUUCUUUUGUGCAGCCCUAUACCAUCAACAGUGCCAAAGUGGUGUUUCUGAAGCCAAGGCCUCAGUCUCGGCCUCCCAAAGGCUCAGGAAACAUUUGCCCGAGCUGCGACAGAAUCCUUCAGGAGCCCUUCCACUUUUGCUCCCUCUCCUGCAAGGUAGAGCACGUGGUGUCCCGAGGAGAGGACUUGUCGAGCAUACUACUCCGGUUCAACGCGUCGGAUUUCGCCUUCUCCCACUUCGAGGACGUCGGCGACGGCCAGUUCACGCCGAACUCGAUCCUGGAAGACCCUGCGCCGCAGUACAACGGCAGCGAGUCCGGCGGCGGCGGCGACGGUGGGUUCUUCCCCCAGAUUAACGUGCUGUCGUUGAGCAGCAGGAGGAAGGGAGCUCCUCACCGGUCUCCCCUCUCCUAAUGCACGGCCAUCAGGCACCACCGCUAGCUGCUAUCGUAAUACGUAGCUAAUCAAUUUGUUUGCGUCUAAGUAGAAAGAGUGUUUGGUUGCUGGUGCUUCCCGUUACUGUCUAGGUGGGCACUGUGGAUGCACGUCUCGCUGCUCAUCAAUUUUGUUUCCAUGUAACAGGAUGCAUUCUUCAAUCUCUUAUUAAAAAAAAAAGAUCGAUUAAACCGAAUUAAAAAAAAAAUGGUAGAGAAGCGAGCCACGGGGCAGUUGACCGCAACAAAACAACGAGGUUCCCACUCCCAAAACCUCCCUGUCUUGCUCUUUUACCUCUGAAACUGCACCCACACGCCGGCUCGCAGUGCUGUCGGUGAGCAGAGCAGAGCACCGCCAUGCCAAAUCGAUCCAGUUUCCUGCGUUGUGGCAUUUGCUUAAUCAGGGGUGAGUGUGACUGCAGCAGCGCCAGAAUUAACUAGUUGAAUAUGCAGAGGAAGAAUAUCUCGGAUAAUGAACAUGUUAAUUUGUUGCUUGCGGCAGCAAGUUCAGCUGUUCGUACGUGUGUAUCGUUUUUUAUUUCUGCUAUGAAUUAGUUUCGACCUAAGAGAAUUUGGAAUUUUC
Zingiber officinale is the source of this 1435-nucleotide messenger RNA. Its product is annotated as protein RGF1 INDUCIBLE TRANSCRIPTION FACTOR 1-like. The transcript has 4 exons. Gene Ontology annotation, molecular function: zinc ion binding. NCBI's taxonomy places the organism in Eukaryota, Viridiplantae, Streptophyta, Magnoliopsida, Zingiberales, Zingiberaceae. The record is from RefSeq and is a predicted model, not a curated record. Bases 161 to 832 code for a protein of 223 amino acids.